Molecule: messenger RNA, 1412 nt
Organism: Cottoperca gobio
Lineage: Eukaryota; Metazoa; Chordata; Actinopteri; Perciformes; Bovichtidae
Product: rap1 GTPase-GDP dissociation stimulator 1
Exons: 10
Coding region: 219-1412 (397 amino acids)
Biological process (GO): positive regulation of GTPase activity
Molecular function (GO): protein binding; guanyl-nucleotide exchange factor activity
Source: RefSeq, a predicted model, not a curated record
UAGAGAUAGAGAGUGUCGGAUAAUGGGAUUGCGAGAGCGAGGCAUAGAGAGAAACAGACAGAGUGAGAGACAGAGUUGGGGUGCACCUGACCUUAAGAAGGGAGUGUAGCUCCUCUGCUAGCCACACACGCACACGCACGCACACACACACACACACACACACACACAGUGCUAAGAGGCAGUGAGCCAGCCAGCAGAGAGCCUGCCGACCAGCAGCCAUGACAGACAUUGACUCUCUGAACGUGGCACUAAAGGCUAUCAGCGUGAGUACAGAGCUGAUUGAGGAGGAGCUCAAGCCUCAUUUGGACACAUUGCUGGCUGCUCUUUUGGAAAAGAAGAAGGAUGCUGCAGUUGAGAUUGCCACAAGUGGGAUUCUACCCUCACUGGCUCAGGCCUUACGGAGCAGAAGCCCCCUGAGCUGCCAGGUGGCUCUGGUGGUGGCAGAGAUGGCCAGAGAAGCUGCAGUCAGGGAGACGUGCAUUGAGGCAGGACUGGUGAAGGUGCUGGUUCCCCAUCUGAACAGCAAUAACCAGGAGAUGCUGCUGAACACUGGCAGGGCCAUCGGACGCAUCUGCUUUGACAACUCCUACCAACAGAACCAUUUAGUGCAGAGUGGUGUCAUCCCCAGACUGGUGUCCAUUAUCAGGGAGUAUCCAGAAAACGACCCCCUGGUCAACGUCUGCCUGCUGGCCCUCUGUAACCUGGCUGACAUGGACUCUGCGAGGGAUGCCCUGGCAGAGCUGGGUGUGGCAGAUGUGCUGACAUUUCAGCUGAAACGGGCGCCUGAUGGCGAACGCCGACAUGUCAUCCUGGAAAUACUGGGCUCACUGAGUGAGAGCGAUGCACUGAAGCUGCAGUUUGCAGAGUCCGGAGUACCAGAGGCUUUAUCAGAGAUGAUUCGGGGUUUGCAGGGAGGUUCUGACCCCCACGACCUCUGCAGCAUCAAGAUCGCCUCCAACCUCAUUGUGUCUCUGCUUUUAGGAGAUGAGUCCAUGCAAAAGUGUUUUGGUGAGGGAUCAGGUCUGGUGUAUCAGGACGUUCUGUCCUGGCUGCAGAGCUCCAACACCCAGCUGCAGCUGUCUGGAGCCCUGGCCAUCGCCAACUUUGCCAGAAACGACAGUAACUGUGUGAAGAUGCUGGACCUCGGUGUGGUUCCUCAUAUCCUGACUUUGUUGGAGCAGCAUGUCGACGAAGGAGACGUAUCUGUUCAACACGCUGGACUGAGCGCGCUCAGAAACCUGGCCAUUCCUGCCACUAACAAAGUGCGGAUGCUGGAGGACGGCGUGACUGAGAGGAUAAAGACCCUGCUGCGCUCUGACAUGCCGCCAGUUCAGUUCAAACUGCUGGGGACACUACGCAUGAUGGUGGAUGGACAAGGUGAGCACCUCCAGCUGUUAGCAGUCAGUAAUUAA